UAUCUACUACUACUAACAUAUUAUUUACCAAUCCACUUUCUGUUGUGUCCACGUCAACUUGCACGUACACCUCGCUCCACUCUUUCUUUCUAUUCUUUUUUUUUCCUUUUCCAUUUUGAGAUAUCUUCCUCCCCAAGGACCGUUAUCUUCAGUCCUCAUCAUUCACCAAGCGCCUUGGAUUGCGCCGUCUUUUCAAUCUCCAGUAUGGAUUACCAGCAAUAUUUCUCCCAGAGUGAAGUCGAUCUUGGCGGCGCCAUUCAUCACGCCGCCGACCAUACUUAUCCUCUGUAUGAGCAUCUAGGAGCUUACCCCAAAAAGGGGUCCAACAGAGCUGGGCACCCCACAGGAAAGUCUGAAAUCUCCUUCUCAAGGAAGGGUGGUCCGAAUAAGAAGGUAUUUGGGUUAGAUCCAAGAGUUGAAGAAAUCGAUUCGGUCGUCCUCCAUGAUCUUCACUGGUGGACAUCGGAUAGAGAUCUGGUGGAAUUAUGCGCUCAAUUGGGUGUCGUCAUUGAGGAGAAAGACAUAUUAUUCAUGGAACAUAAGGUUAACGGGAAAAGCAAAGGGCAAGCGGUGUUGAACUGCCAUAGCAAGGAGAAUUCUUUGAAGGUGAACGAAUGGUUACAAUGCAAUGCAUUUCAAGGAAAGAAAGUCAUUUCGACUCUAGCUGCAUCGAUCAUGGGCAAUCCGUUUCAUCCAAACAAUCAAGAUUUCCCUGCCCCACGACCUUUGAGUUCAGCUAUCCAUAACACAAUGGGUCAACCUACGAACUCACAUGGAGGUGUUAACUUCAAUCGAGUCAACAAGUCUCUUCGUAUCAGCCAUCAAGCCGGUCUCGGAAACGGGAGGCCUAUGGAUGUAAGGCAGAAUGUCAAUCUUCAACCAUCUCAAGCCAAUCAUCAGCCUCAAAUGCCAUUGCAAGCUCAUAACCAAAUCAAUAUGGCGAGUUUGCCACUACCCAACCAGAGUAUGAUGAUGGGCAUGUUCCCUAUGGAUCCGUCUGUCUCUUGGCCUACCCCUAUGGAUUUCCCUCUUCCGGAAUACUCCUCCUUCAAAUCAGGACCACACCUUUCGUCCCCAGGUUAUCUAAUGAACGGCAUGUUGCACACAGGUGUAUAAAGUAGGUUUUCCGGAAGACUCCUUACUUGAAAAGCUGGCGGUUGCGGCAAAAGAUAAUUGUGAUACCUCCAUAUAUUAUUGUAUAUCACUCUGCGUACUUCCUCUGUCUAUAUCCUGCGAGUCUUUGUCGUUCUAAUUCCUAAUGUUAUCAAGAUUUCAGUCGUAAAUUAUGAAAAAGACAUCCAUGCUUUGGA
Messenger RNA from Cryptococcus deneoformans JEC21, 1310 nucleotides. RefSeq lists its product as hypothetical. Gene Ontology annotation, biological process: mRNA alternative polyadenylation. Gene Ontology annotation, molecular function: mRNA binding. The record is from RefSeq and is a predicted model, not a curated record. NCBI's taxonomy places the organism in Eukaryota, Fungi, Basidiomycota, Tremellomycetes, Tremellales, Cryptococcaceae. The coding region runs from base 205 to 1116 and encodes 303 amino acids. Gene Ontology annotation, cellular component: mRNA cleavage and polyadenylation specificity factor complex. The transcript is spliced from 10 exons.